AUUACCAUUCGAUCGAAAGGAAGCCGCUUCCGCCUAAAUUGCAGCAAUGUUGGCCGUUUCCCGACUGACGAUCGGGCAGCUCCGCCCAAGGGUGGCUGCGAUCGGCACGAAAAAGUACUUUGCUGGUGGGACGACAUCCGGAGGGUGCACGUACAGUCGGCGCUGGUUCUCGAAAAAGGAGCCCGACUUGAACAAAACAUCUCCGGCAUGUCCGCCGCCACCUCCGCCGUCGAAGGACAACACCGCGUACAUUAUCGGGGCCAUUGCGUUGACCGCAGGUGGAUUAGGCCUCGCCUACAAGAUGGGCCUGUUUGACGGAGAACCCACCGUGCAGCAGGUCGCCCCAGAACCCACCACGAGCUCAGGAACCAAGUCCAAACAGCGCUACCCUGCCUCGUCCAAAGACCUCCCCGGUGAGGUGCCCUACCUGCUGAUUGGCGGAGGAACUGCGAGCUUUGCCGCUUUCCGCGCCAUCAAAGGUCACGACGCGAAGGCCAAAGUGCUAGUCAUCAGCAACGAGCCGGAGAUGCCGUACAUGCGACCGCUCUCCAAGGAGCUGUGGUUCAACCCGGAAAAGACGGACCUGGAACCGCUCAAGUUCAAGCAGUGGAACGGCGUCGAGCGGAGCAUCUACUACGAGCCGGAUGACUUCUACAUCGAUCCGACGAAGCUGGCCGAGGCGCCGAACGGAGGAGUGGCCAUCGCGAGGGGUUACGAGGUGCAGCGGAUUGACGUGGUCAACCGGAAGGUCGUGUUGACGGAUGGGACCGAGAUUAAGUACGGCGAGUGUCUGCUGGCGACCGGGGCGCGACCGAAGAAUCUGCCGGUGUUCGAGUCGGCGCCGUUGGCCGUCAAAGAACAUCUGACGAUGUUCAAGAGUGUGAGUGACUUUGAAGAACUAAGCCAGAAGCUGAAGCCCGGCAGCAAGGUGGCCGUCGUCGGUGGGGGAUUCCUCGGCAGUGAAAUGUCCUGCGCGUUGGCAAAGUUCAGCGACAUCCGGGAGAAGAACCUCGAAGUUUACCAGCUGUUCCACGAGGAGGGAAACAUGGGCAAGAUCUUGCCCGAGUAUCUUAGCCAGUGGACGACGGAUCGCGUUCGCGAGGAGGGCGUCAAGGUUUGGCCCAAGACGCAGAUCAAGGCCGUCGAAGUGCAGGACAAAAAGCUCAAGUUGACGCUGACGGACGAUAGCAGUUUGGUGGUUGAUCACGCGAUCGUGGCCGUUGGUUCCGAACCGAACACGGAUUUGGCAAAGACGUCGAACUUGGAGGUUGAUCCUACGAUGGGAGGUUUUGUGGUGGACGCCGAGUUGCGGGCACGAUCACAUCUGUACGUGGCCGGUGAUGCCGCGUGCUUCUACGACCCCAAGCUGGGACGACGACGGGUAGAACAUCACGACCACGCGGUCGUCUCGGGACGACUUGCCGGGGAGAACAUGGCCGGAAAGAACAAACCGUACACCCACCAGAGCAUGUUCUGGUCGGACCUGGGCCCGAAAAUCGGCUACGAAGCGAUCGGCAUCAUCGACUCCGCGCUCCCAACGGUGGCGGUCUUUGCCAAGGCCAGCCCCGCCCAAAUCAUCUCGGACACGAGCGAAAAGCUGCAGGCGGCCAACGCCACCAUCAUUCCUGCUUCGGCGACCCAAACCUCGUCGAAUUCCUCGGUCCUGAACCACACCAGCGUUGUGAAGGCGGAAGCGAUGCCACCGAAACCUGCGGAACCUGCGCGCGAAGACGCGGACGACUUCAACAAGGGCGUGAUAUUCUACCUGCGGGACGAGAAGGUCGUCGGGGUGCUGCUGUGGAACAUUUUCAACCGGAUCGGGACGGCGCGGAAGAUUGUGGCGCAGCACACUCGGUACGACGAUUUGAACGAGGUGGCGAAGCUGUUCAACCUGCACGAUCGGCCGGAGGCGGAGGAGGUGGAGGAAGAGGCGAAAAAUUAACGUAGUUGUUGAACGCUCGCGCGCAAAAUUGUCAGUAAUUUAACCUUCGUAACCAGUGUAAAUUUAUUUGUAGUAGCAACUGUGUGGUGCAUUUUUCUUUUAUAAAGAUAUUUGAUUGCGGAUGUUGGCCGGAAGUAAACGGAAGAUUGUCAUCGAA
Culex quinquefasciatus (southern house mosquito) is the source of this 2099-nucleotide messenger RNA. RefSeq names its product apoptosis-inducing factor 1, mitochondrial. Gene Ontology annotation, cellular component: mitochondrion; cytoplasm. Gene Ontology annotation, biological process: mitochondrial respiratory chain complex assembly; apoptotic process. Gene Ontology annotation, molecular function: NAD(P)H oxidase H2O2-forming activity; FAD binding; protein dimerization activity. The record is from RefSeq and is a predicted model, not a curated record. NCBI's taxonomy places the organism in Eukaryota, Metazoa, Arthropoda, Insecta, Diptera, Culicidae.